AUGGAAAGUUGCAAUCCUAUUUCGACUCCAUUUGACUUGAAUCAGAAACUUAAGAAAUCAGAUACGAUUGAUGAAACAAUGAAAGAAGUUCCUUACCAGCAAGCUAUUGGAAGUCUUUUGUUUGCUGCUCAGUGUACAAGACCAGAUAUUUGCCAAGCAGUAAAUUUUUUAAGUCGUUUCAACAAUAAUCCAAAUCGUAUUCACUGGAUGGCAGUGAAACGCAUUUUUAGAUACUUAAAGGGUACACUUGAAAUGAAAUUGUAUUUUUUCGCAAGAGGAAACCAUGAGAUAGUUGCUUAUUCGGAUGCUGAUUGGGCAAACGAUGUAAAUGAGCGACGCUCUGUGACAGGAUACGUCAAUAUUUUACAAAAUGGAGCAAUAUCAUGGAAUAGUAAGCGUCAACCAACUGCAGCUUUAUCGACCAGUGAAGCUGAAUACAUGGCGAUGUCGGCUGCUACACAAGAGGUUGUAUGGUUAAGAGGGCCUGAGAAAGACCUCAACAUAAAGUUUGAUGAACUGUUACCAACAAAAGUUUUUUGUGAUAACCAAAGCGCUAUUCAUAUUGCUACAAACGAUGCUUAUCAACCAAGAACUAAGCAUAUUGACAAACGACAUCAUUUUAUUCGAGAGAAAAACAAAAUGAACGAAGUGUCUUUUUGCAGUAUUUCAACAGAUAAAAUUAUAGCAGAUUUUUUGACCAAACCUGUUUGCUUUGAUAAACACAAGUGUAAACAAAUAGGUUUGAAAAUUAUAUAA
Molecule: messenger RNA, 756 nt
Organism: Rhagoletis pomonella (apple maggot)
Lineage: Eukaryota; Metazoa; Arthropoda; Insecta; Diptera; Tephritidae
Product: secreted RxLR effector protein 161-like
Exons: 1
Coding region: 1-756 (251 amino acids)
Source: RefSeq, a predicted model, not a curated record